AUGGCCGUGAAUGGCGUUUACAUCGUGUUGGGGGAGGCGAACACUGUGAUUGCGUUGCUAAACAAGGCCAGGAGGCAAUAUCAGCUUUCACAUCAACCCCCCUCCCUUGAAGAUACGGAACCGCUUCUGCGAAAUUUCGCGGACUUGAAGGAAGUUCUCAAUGAGGUGGCUGACUUGGGUGACAUGAAUCCGUUAACUUAUUUGUCACCUUUCCUGGAUGUGAUAAAAGCGCAAAAUACAAAUGGACCUAUAACGGAAGCUGCGCUGUCAUCCGUGGCCAAGUUUUUGAGCUACGGGUUGAUUGACGCUAACAGUAUAAAAGCUUCGAAUGCUGUCGAAUCGAUUGCCUAUGCAGUUGUCCACACGAAAUUCAUCGGCGGCAAAAGUAGUGGCAGCGACGAAUGUGUGCUUUUCAAAAUACUGCUUGUGCUGAGAUCCUUGCUCCUAUCCCCACCAGGGGCUCAAUUAUCCAAUGAAGCGGUGUGUGAUAUGAUGCAGUCAUGUUUUCGGAUAGUUUUCGAACAACACCUCUCACCGUUGCUGAGAAAAGCCGCGGAAGCGACUCUAAGCGAUAUGACGCAGUUGAUUUUCACCCGAUUGCCGACUUUUCAUGAAGAUGCUAGGCAUCCGUAUAUUAGAAAAUUGGUAAUGAACACAAAAGGAGAAAAACGUCGGAGGCGACGCAGGAAAACUGAAUCUGGAGCAGAAAGCGAAAAGGAUGAUAUUGAGGUGGUUCAGCCUGCAGCAGUUCCGAAAAUUCCUCAUGUUCCCGGCGAUCUGCCUUCCAUAGAUUCAACGGAAAAUUUGAUUACUAACGAGACAACGCCACUUGUGAAGAAUGAGGGAGAUGCUGCUAGUUUAGGAUAUGACAUGGUUCUAACCACUGAUCCUCCAUGCGAUUGUGUAACAGCCCCGGAUAUGCCACCUCCUCAAGUAAAACUUGUGGAGCCAAUAGAUCGAGCUGAGGAGAAAGCCGUCGAAGCAGACAGCGAAGGAGAGGACGAUGCACUGGAGACGAAAGAGCCGCCUAUGGUAAGGCAGCAAAAUACUUCUGCCAAAGAUCCGUUGCCAGAGGAAACAGAAGAAGACAACGUCGAACAAGUUGGGAAUGCGGUCCAGUUGCCAUAUGGCUUACCAUGUUGUAGAGAAUUGCUCAGAUUUCUUAUUGCUCUCUCGAAUCCACUAGAUCGUCAAAAUACUGAAUCUAUGGUUGUUCUCGGUUUGAAUCUGCUCACUGUGGCUUUGGAGGCAGCAGCCGAUCACCUUAUGAAUUAUUCGUUUCUGAUGCCACUUAUUAGGGAUAAUCUAUGUAGGUCGUUGCUACAGCUUUUGGAUACGGAGAAACUACCAGUAUUGGCAGCAACGAAUCGUGCAUGUUUCCUCUUAUUCGAAUCCAUGCGUAGUCAGUUGAAAUUACAGCUGGAGGCGUAUUUUCACAAAUUAAAGGGCAUUGUUAUGAAUGACCAGCGUACAACAAGUUACGAGCAGAAAGAAAUGGCUUUAGAAUCAAUUGUACAACUGUGGCGAAUUCCGGGAUUAGUCACGGAAUUGUACUUGAACUACGAUUGUGAUCUUUACUGCAGCAACAUCUUCGAAGAACUGACCAAACUCCUUGUGGAAAACGCAUUUCCAUUGUCCGGACUACAUGCCCACUCGUUAAUUUCUUUGGAUGCUUUGCUCGUCGUCAUCGACACAAUAGAUCAGAACUGUGUAUGUCGUCAGGCGGCAUUGAUAGCGCCAUCUGUGGGCUCAGAGUCCAAAACAGCUUCCGCGUUAAACUUUCCUGUUCUCAGCGGAUUUCAAAUUGGCCAACGCAUAUUGGCUAGUGGAAGCGAUCUAAGCAAUAGUUCACCAGAAAGAGAUAUCCCCGAGAAUGUGUCCUCGAAGCCACUUAUGCCAAGCGCGAAUCGUCACGCUCCUUCACAUAGUUUGCCGUCAAUGGAACAGAUUAUUGAUCAAAAGAAGAGGAAAAAAAUAAUUGCUGAUGGUACUGAGCUCUUCAAUCAAAGUCCUAAGAAGGGGAUAGAAUUUUUGCGCGAGAAGGGAUUGUUGGGCGCUGAUGCAGCUAGUGUAGUUCACUGGCUCAGAACAAAUCCACAGUUGGACAAGAAGAAGAUUGCCGAUUACAUUUGCAGUAGGAAGCAUGUUGAGGUGUUGGAAGCGUUUGUGCGUUCAUUUCCAUUCGAAAACACUCGGCUGGAUGAUGCGCUGAGAAUGUUUUUGGAAACAUUCCGAUUACCUGGGGAAGCAGCGGAAAUUAGCAUGGUUAUGCAACAUUUUUCUGACCAAUGGUACAAAGCUAACAACGAACCGUUCAACCAUGCAGAUGCGGCUUUCACGUUAUCGUAUGCGAUUAUAAUGCUGAACACUGAUCAGCACAACCCACAGGUGCGACGAAACCAACCACCAAUGACAGUUGAUUGUUUCAAAAGGAAUCUGUCCGGUACGAACGGUGGAUCGGAUUUUGAUCCAGAUAUGCUGAUGACAAUGUAUAACGCUAUUAAAUCUGAAGAAAUUGUCAUGCCUGCUGAACAGACAGGACUAGUCAAAGAGAAUUAUUUGUGGAAGGUGUUACUACGACGAGGCGAAUCCUCCGAGGGUCAUUUUGAGCACGCCCCUACAGGGUGGAAUGACCACGACUUGUUCUCGAUCACGUGGGGACCAGCUGUCGCAGCGUUGACCUAUGUGUUUGAUAAAUCAGAGAAUGACGUCAUCUUACAGAAAGCACUUAAUGGUUUCCGCAAAUGUGCAUCGAUUGCUGCUCAUUAUGGCAUGAAGGACGUGUUUGAUAAUUUAGUGAUUCACCUAUGCAAGUUUAGCACAUUGAUGGGGAAUUCGGAAGGCCACGGAGACGACAAUUUGGAAAUUCAGCGGCAACGAAGUUUGAAUGAGAAUGUACCUAGCUAUCAACAUGAAAGAAUUUCCGUAGCAUUUGGAGAGAACAAGAAAGCACAAAUGGCAACGCGUACAAUGUUCCAGUUGGUGCAUGCAAAUGGAGACAUCCUAAGAGAGGGUUGGCGGAAUAUGCUGGACUGCCUCCUACAAUUGUUCCGCGCACGACUUCUUCCCUCUGAAUUGACUGAAGUCGAUGAUUUCGUAGAUGAAAAAGGAUGGGUGUCGUUAAUAAGGGAUCAUACAGUGGAUCCUCAGCCCGUACGAAGUGAAUCAGGACUGUUGUCCUGGUUUGGUCUCGGUGGUGGUACAAGUGAGGGUGAGCGAAAAAAGUUGACGCCGGAGCAGCAGAACGCCAUAAAGUUGGCACAAACUGUCAUAGCAGAAUGUCGUCCAGCUCAGUUGUUCAACGAUAGCAAGUAUUUGACUAGUACAGCACUCUCGGAGCUCCUCAGCGCUCUGAUUCAUGCAAGUCAAGCGGUAGUUGAACAAACGGAUUCUCAUAAGCCGGGUUCACCUUUGAAUGGAGAGAACGAAGAUGCAUUGGUAUUCUAUCUUGAGCUCAUAGUUACGAUUUGUUUAGAAAACAAGGAUCGUCUUUCAAUAAUAUGGCCAACAGUACGACGACAUCUGGAAUGGUUGCUUUCAACAAGAUUUGGAAGAAGUCCUGUACUUGUGGAGCGAGCUGUGGUUGGUUUGCUGCGAAUCGCAAACAGGAACCUGUUCCGAGAUAACACUGUCGCUGAUGACGUACUUCAGUCGCUCUCUCUUCUACUGCGCCUUUCACCGAAAGCAAUGUUUGUGUUCUCUCGCCAAAUUUCUUUUGGUCUGCACGAGCUUAUACGAGCCAACGCAGCAAAUGUGCAUCGUCGAGAACAUUGGGCAGUGUUAUUUGCUUUACUGGAAGCAGCGGGUGCGGCCGCUUUACCGGAAGAUGUGCAGCUAGAAAAUUCACCCACUGGUGACCGUCAGGCUUUCUCUGACGGAGAAACUAUGUCGGUUCGUCCAUCAACUGAUGAUCGAGGCUACACUUCAGAUGAUCCGAACAGAAUAGCUGCAGAAACGACGAACAAGAUGUCAGCUGGUGGAGCAAAUGCAGACAGUACUGCUUCUCUAAACCAAAGCAGAGAAUGGAUUCAUUUGGACCACAAAGAUGCUCGUAAAGCAACGGAAGAUGCGCUGAGAUCCUUAGGUGGGAACGCAGCGCGCGCAUGUGGCUUUUCUCGUGGUUCACUCGUUUUGAGAACAAAUCUCGGAAGACAUGAGCCAGCAGCGUUUUUGAAGGUGUGUGACACUUUAUCGUUUUUGCUGCGAGACGCAAUUCAUGUUACACCGGAUAAUUUUGAAUCGUGUGUUCAAUGUUUAAGGACAAUGGUAGAAGCCAGUUUGGAUGGAGGGAGGUAUGCUGCCGGUCCUUUAAGCGGUGACGCUCAAAAUCGACUGCGAAGUCUUGCUGAUGAUCGUGUGAAACGAGCGAAAACAGUGAAGAGUGGAAAGAAGGAACUGUCUACUGAUGUGGCCGACGAAGAGAGCGAGUUACGGCGAGAAGAGCAACAAUUAACAGCGAGCUACCAGCAGGUCUCAUUGCAACUCCUAGAUCUUUGUUCUACUCUUCAUAACCUUGCCCCUGGUAUACUUGCUCAAUGGGCAAAAACUCAAACAGACGUGGAUGCAUCGGUGGCUUUUGUGUGGCGAACGGUCUGGCGGCCACUAUUACAGGCAAUAGCUAGACUUGGAUGCGAUUGUAGACGACUUGUAAGAGCAGCGGCCUUGACACAUCUACAACGAGCAUUCCUUCCAACCAAUAUGAUUAAUCUUGGCGCUUCGGAAUGGGAAUCGUGCUUUGGCGAGGUGCUUUUUCCGCUUUUGGGCAAGCUAUUGGAUGUCUUCUCAGCGAUGGACCCAAUUGGAAUGGAAGACACGAGGGUGCGGGCGAUGCAAAUAGUUGCAAAAACAUUACUGAAUCAUCUUACGGCUCUUUCCACCCUACCAUCAUUUCCAAGUCUGUGGUUACGAUUACUGGAUUUCAUGGAGAAUUACUUAAGAGUAGACAGCUGCGGCAAUCUGAAUGAGGCGGUGCCAGAAUCCCUCAAGAAUAUGCUUCUUGUGAUGGCAAGCACUGGUCUUUUUGCAUCCAUCCCAGGCUUGCAUCAAAUGACCGUUAAUAGAAUGGGAAAUGUUCUCCCGCAGCUAAUUCGCGAUACGCUUCCUGCGACUCCGCCUCCGAUGCAGCCAGUUCAUCCGGAACCAGCAUCGUUGACUUCAGUUGCGUCUGCUGGCCGAGUCGGGGGAGCGCGUGUUCAGAUUGCACCUGCAAUUCCUUCCUCGACUGAGGAGUCAUCGCCGUUAAUGACGUCACCUCCUCUAGUAACGCCUACCCCAGAACCAACGCCCUCAUCGACUGUUCAACCUCCUCCGAGAAAGAGUCCUGCUCUUUCAAGCGAACAAACGUCUGUUCCUGCCACAGCUCCUGUAAAUAUACCAUUGACCGAAGUGGUUGUGUAUUCUGGCGCAGCAUCACCGGCUUCAGUUCCUUCUCCUGUUGCCGAAUCACCGCCAUGCAGCACUGCCUCCCAGUUUAGCAUGAUGUCAUCGGGCGGAGAAGCUGGAUCCCCUCCGCAAGCAUCUGCUACCGUUCCUCCGUCAUAUCAAGCUCAAACUGCGCAACAACCUGAGAUGCAGAAUCCAGCAUAUCAACAACUGUUGCUGCAUCAUCAACAACAACAACAACAGCAGCAGCAACAACAACAACAACAACGCCAGUUACAACAACAUCAUCAUCAACAACAGCCAACGUCAACGAUGACACCGCCACCGGCACUAGCACCUGUACCCCAAACGCAGCACGCUCAACAACAACAGUAUCAACAGUAUGCAAACUACGCAGCAAAUUAUCAUCCAACAGCGGCUGCAACAUACGCACAUCAUCAGCAAUAUUUACAACAACAACAUCAACAAUACAUGCCACAAGCGGAUCUAGGAAGAGCGUUUGCCACACAUGUGCCACCUCAAUAUCCGCAACAGUCAGCCGUCCAUUUUCAACAGUACUCCGUAACAAAUCCGCUACCAAUGCCAUCAGUACCAUUAGUAACAUCACCGCACAGCGCCUUCACUCAAGUGACGGACUCGGUAGGGAAAGAGAUGCAACAAUCGGCUUACGUCCCUACGCACCACCACUCAUCUUACCACUCGACACCUCAACUUCCUCAGGAAAGGCCGUAG
Molecule: messenger RNA, 6114 nt
Organism: Necator americanus (New World hookworm)
Lineage: Eukaryota; Metazoa; Nematoda; Chromadorea; Rhabditida; Ancylostomatidae
Exons: 49
Coding region: 1-6114 (2037 amino acids)
Biological process (GO): regulation of ARF protein signal transduction
Molecular function (GO): guanyl-nucleotide exchange factor activity
Source: RefSeq, a predicted model, not a curated record